Nelumbo nucifera (sacred lotus) is the source of this 1433-nucleotide messenger RNA. Its product is annotated as glyceraldehyde-3-phosphate dehydrogenase, cytosolic-like. Gene Ontology annotation, biological process: glucose metabolic process; glycolytic process. NCBI's taxonomy places the organism in Eukaryota, Viridiplantae, Streptophyta, Magnoliopsida, Proteales, Nelumbonaceae. The record is from RefSeq and is a predicted model, not a curated record. Gene Ontology annotation, cellular component: cytosol. Gene Ontology annotation, molecular function: glyceraldehyde-3-phosphate dehydrogenase (NAD+) (phosphorylating) activity; NADP binding; NAD binding.
GAACUCUUUCAUUCCUCUCCGCCCUUUGGCUUCUUUCCUCUGCAACUUCACUGUGCUACUUUUUUCUUCAUAUCUCUCACUCCGUCUCUCAGAAUCAUGGGCAAGGUUAAGAUCGGAAUCAACGGAUUCGGAAGAAUCGGUCGUCUGGUUGCCAGAGUCGCUCUUCAGAGAGAUGAUGUUGAGCUCGUCGCUGUUAACGACCCCUUCAUCACCACUGAUUACAUGACAUACAUGUUUAAGUACGACAGUGUUCACGGUCACUGGAAGCACGCCGACGUUAAGGUCAAGGACUCUAAGACUCUUCUCUUUGGCGAGAAGCCAGUCGCCGUUUUCGGUGUCAGGAACCCUGAGGAGAUUCCAUGGGGUGAGACCGGUGCUGAGUUCGUCGUAGAGUCGACCGGAGUGUUCACUGACAAGGACAAGGCUGCUGCCCAUCUGAAGGGUGGUGCUAAGAAGGUUGUUAUUUCUGCCCCAAGUAAAGAUGCUCCCAUGUUUGUUGUGGGUGUCAAUGAGAAGGAAUACAAGUCCGACAUCUCCAUUGUUUCCAAUGCUAGCUGCACCACCAACUGUCUUGCACCUUUGGCCAAGGUUAUCAAUGACAGAUUUGGUAUUGUUGAGGGUCUUAUGACCACUGUCCACUCUAUCACCGCCACACAAAAGACUGUUGAUGGACCAUCAAGCAAGGACUGGAGGGGUGGAAGAGCUGCUUCCUUCAACAUCAUUCCCAGCAGCACUGGAGCUGCUAAGGCCGUCGGUAAGGUACUACCAGCAUUGAAUGGCAAGUUGACCGGAAUGGCUUUCCGUGUCCCAACUGUGGAUGUCUCUGUGGUGGAUCUCACUGUAAGACUCGAGAAGAAGGCAACCUACGAACAGAUCAAAGCCGCUAUCAAGGAGGAGUCUGAGGGGAAGCUGAAGGGAAUCUUGGGUUACACAGAAGAUGAUGUGGUUUCCACCGACUUCGUGGGUGAUAGCAGGUCAAGCAUCUUCGAUGCCAAGGCUGGAAUUGCCCUGAACGAUAACUUCGUUAAGCUCGUUUCUUGGUAUGACAACGAAUGGGGUUACAGCUCCCGUGUAAUUGACUUGAUCCUCCACAUUGCCUCUACCAACUGACUGUGAUCUGGAACGUUAAGCAAGCGCUGCUAUUUUGCUACACAGUUGUGUUUGUUUUUCUCUGUCUUGGGUCUCCUUUAGGGUAGGGCGAAAUACAGAGCUGGAAUAAAGUUAGUCAUAGAGUUGUGAUGUUUUAGAAACUACUUAAGAGGAUCUUGUUGCCUAUGUCAUUUGGAGUUGAAAAAUGUUAAAAGAGGGUCAUAAACCCUUUUUUGCGUUUUGAAAGGGGGAAGUAGUACUCUUUCUAUUCUGCCUGUUAUAUCGAAGAACACGUCUGUCUGAGAUAAUAUUUGCUCGUCAACUUCUGAUGUUCAAAUUUGUGA